Molecule: messenger RNA, 1641 nt
Organism: Acomys russatus (golden spiny mouse)
Lineage: Eukaryota; Metazoa; Chordata; Mammalia; Rodentia; Muridae
Gene: Il11ra
Product: interleukin 11 receptor subunit alpha
Exons: 13
Coding region: 115-1410 (431 amino acids)
Cellular component (GO): membrane
Molecular function (GO): protein binding; cytokine receptor activity
Source: RefSeq, a predicted model, not a curated record
GUUCUAUUGGUGCCCAGAGGAGCCGCCCCGGUUGCCCGAGCCCAGCGCUAGAGGGGAGCAGAGGCCGGGGCGGAGGGUGAGGGCGGAGGGCGCUGGCGGCGGCUGCCGCGGAAGAUGAACAGCAGCUGCUCGGGGCUGAGCAGGGUCCUGGUGGCUGUGGCUACAGCCCUGGUGUCUUCCUCCUCUCUCUGCCCCCAAGCCUGGGGUCCUCCAGGUGUCCAGUAUGCGCAGCCCGGCAGGCCAGCGAUGCUGUGCUGCCCUGGAGUGAAUAGUGGGACGCCAGUGUCCUGGUUUCGGGAUGGGGAAUCAAGGCUGCUCCAGGGACCUGACUCUGGACUAGGACACAGACUGGUCUUGGCCCAGGUGGACAGUGCCGAUGAGGGGGCUUAUGUCUGCCAGACCCUGGAUGGUGUAUCUGGGGGCAUGGUGACCCUGCAGCUGGGCUCUCCCCCAGCUCGACCCAAGGUCUCCUGCCAAGCAGUGGACUAUGAAAACUUCUCCUGUACUUGGAGUCCGGGCCAGGUCAGCGGUUUGCCUACCCGCUACCUCACUUCCUACAGGAAGAAGACCCUGCCAGGAGCUGAGAGUCAGAGGGAAAGCCCAUCCACAGGGCCCUGGCCAUGCCCACAGGACCCUCUGGAGGCUUCACGAUGUGUGGUCCAUGGGGCGGAGUUCUGGAGUGAGUACCGAAUCAACGUGACUGAGGUGAACCCACUGGGGGCCAGCACCAGCCUACUGGAUGUGAGAUUACAGAGCAUCUUGCGUCCUGAUCCACCGCAGCGACUACAAGUGGAGUCAGUACCUGGCUACCCUCGGCGCCUGCUCGCCAGCUGGGCAUACCCUGCCUCCUGGCCUCGUCAACCCUACUUCCUGCUCAAGUUCCGGUUGCAAUACCGUCCAGUGCAGCAUCCAGCCUGGUCCACGGUUGAGACCAUUGGCUUGGAAGAGGUGAUAACAGACGCUGUGGCUGGGCUGCCCCACGUGGUACGAGUCAGUGCCAGGGACUUCCUGGACGCUGGCACCUGGAGUGCCUGGAGCCUGGAGGCCUGGGGUACUCCUAGCGCUGGUCCCCUGCAGGAUGACACACCCGAUGGGAGACAGGCACACAAACAGCAGCAAGAGGCAGGAGCCCAGGAGGAUGGUCCCACUUCUCCAAGGCCUUCCGUGCAACCAGACUCAAGACCGCUUGAUCACAGGGACCCCACGGAGCAAGUGGCUGUGUUAGCAUCUUUGGGGAUCUUCUCCUUCCUGGGCUUGGCUGUUGGAGCUCUGGCACUGGGGCUCUGGCUGAGGCUGCGGCAGGACGGGAAGGACAGGCCUCAGAAACCCGCCUUCUUGGCACCAAUGAUCCCGGUGGACAAGCUUCCCGGCAUUCCAAACCUGCAGAGGACCCAGGAGAACUUCAGCUGAUUUCCCCUGUAACCCGGUCAGACUUAGACCCGAGAGGUCAAAUGGACAGGCAGAAAGACACAGGGCGGUGGAUCGCUGUGGGUGGAGGUCUUAGCUGGAAGCCUGGAGCCCUUUCCUUUGAGACCCGAUAUUCCAAACUUGCUGCCAGCUGAAUGCUCUGUGGACCUCUGAUGUCAUCCUUGAGGUGGAAGUCCACUCAAGGAAUGUAUGUAUAUGUGCAUGUCUGUGUCC